CUCUUAUCAAUUCGUGCUCUUAUCAGCUACAGGCCGCGGUAAAGGCUAUAACGAUACGUUAAGGUCAAGGUCAAAUCAUAGUAUUAAAAUAUGGCGGACGCAAAAUUAAGAUUGAAAGAAUUCCACCAGAAAAUAUCUGAUGAUUUACAGAGAUCGGUUGACUUCUGGGUUAAAUACUCACAUGACGAAGAACACGGAGGUUUCUUGAAUUGUAUUGGACCCGAUGGUAAAGUUUAUGACGAUACGAAAUAUGGCUGGUUUCAAGGUCGACAGGUGUAUACGUAUGCUAGUAUAUUGAGAUCAGCCCCCGAUGUUGUUAAAGAUAAAGAGAAGAUGUUAAACGCUGCAGAAAGUGGGGCCGAAUUUCUGAUGAACAAAGUUAAGAAUAGCGACACAUCACGAUGUUAUUUUAUGACUACACGAGAUGGACGACCUAUUAAAUAUCAGAAAACCAUAUUCACAGAGACAUUUUAUACAAUGGCCAUGUUAGAAUUACAUGAAUUAACUAAAAAGGAUAUUUAUCAGAAAGAAGGUAUAUCCAUGUUAGAUAAGAUAAUUUAUUGGGCACAGGUUGAUGACACUGAGUUAGGAAAUACUCCACUAGCUGGUCAUACACCUUCAUCAUCUCUAGCUGUACCUAUGAUGGUUCUUAACCUCUGUCAGUUACCUCUGCCAGCUGAAAAGAAGAAGGAACUGAAAAGUGUUGAAGAGAAAUGUGUGAAAGAAAUACUGUCCCAUAUUCAGAGAGACGGGAGUGUUAUACUAGAAAAUGUAUCUCCAGACGGCAAAGAAUUACCAAACAGUUGGGGCAGAUUACAAAAUCCAGGUCAUGCUAUAGAGUGUGGAUGGUUUUUACUUGAAUACGCCAUAAAAACAGGCGAUAAAGAAUUACAGAAAACAGCCAUUGAUAAAUUUAUUGUCAACCCUUUCAAAGGGGGCUGGGAUGAGAAUUAUGGCGGAAUAUUCUAUUUUUUGGAUGUGGAUGGAUAUUGUCCGACACCACUUGAAUGGGAUAUGAAGUUAUGGUGGCCACACAACGAAGCAUUAAUCAGCUUCUUGUUGGCCUGGAAGACCACCAAAGAUUCACAAUUCUUAGAAACAUUUCAGCAAGUUUUUGACUACUGCUAUGAACAUUUUGUUGAUGAAGAACAUGGCGAAUGGUUUGGUUAUUUAAAUAGAAGAGGGGAAGUAACUCAUAACUUUAAAGGCAGUCCAUGGAAAGGAUGUUUUCACGUGAUACGAUACCAGAUCAUGUGUCGACAGUUAUUAGAAGAAGCCAUUUCUAAUCAGUAAUUUAUUAGACUACCAUUGCGCAAGAAUUUACACAUAUAUGAAAUUGAACAUAUUUGCAAGUUUUCAUGUGUGAUAUCACAAAUAAUGCUUUGCAUCAAUGAUACUCUUCACAUGAACGAAUUAUUUUUGUA
Molecule: messenger RNA, 1424 nt
Organism: Patella vulgata (common limpet)
Lineage: Eukaryota; Metazoa; Mollusca; Gastropoda; Patellidae
Product: N-acylglucosamine 2-epimerase
Exons: 11
Coding region: 91-1293 (400 amino acids)
Biological process (GO): N-acetylglucosamine metabolic process; N-acetylmannosamine metabolic process; carbohydrate metabolic process
Molecular function (GO): N-acylglucosamine 2-epimerase activity
Source: RefSeq, a predicted model, not a curated record